Molecule: messenger RNA, 285 nt
Organism: Peronospora matthiolae
Lineage: Eukaryota; Oomycota; Peronosporomycetes; Peronosporales; Peronosporaceae
Source: the annotation of a GenBank genome assembly
AUGAAGCAGUGGAAACUGCCUCGUGAACAAGUACUUGCGAUCGACAAGUUCUUUGCCGAUCGUUUAGCUGCGGGCCAUGUGAGGGAAUCAACUUCCCCACAUAGCUCUCCGACCUUCUGUGUGCGAAAAGCAACAGGAGGGUGGCGGAUAGUGCAUGCAUUUAACAAGUUGAAUGCUGCAACGGUACCGGCUCAGACGCCGAUACCGAGGAAGGCUGGCAUCAUUGAUGGCACGUCAAAGAGUACCAUCUUUUCGUCCAUGGAUUUGACGGAUGGCUUCUAUUAA